Funneliformis mosseae is the source of this 129-nucleotide messenger RNA. Lineage: Eukaryota; Fungi; Glomeromycota; Glomeromycetes; Glomerales; Glomeraceae. The record is from the annotation of a GenBank genome assembly.
UGGUCACUUCAGCAUUUUGUUUCAACAGUUAUUGAUAGAGAAAAAGAAACACAUCACAACACUCGUUGUGUUGCUCAGGAACUCCUAAACAAUAUUGUUAUGUUAUAUUUUAGUAUGGCUAUUUUUACA